AUGAGUAAAAAGAUGAAUUCAUCUUUGAAACCCUCAUUGGGACAGAAUUUGGUUCAAUAUCAUAUAGUUGGCAGAGCAGCUCCAACUAAGAAGAACCCAAACCCAAAUACGUAUAGAAUGAGCAUCUUUGCUAAGAAUUCAGUCCUUGCAAAGUCACGUUUUUGGUAUUUUAUGAAACGUCUAAAUAAGGCCAAGAGGUCUGGCGGUGAGAUUUUAGCUUGUAACAGGUUAAAUGAGCCUAAAAAAGGACAAGCUAAAAAUUUUGGCCUAUUGUUGAGGUAUAAGUCAAGGACAGGCACACAUAAUAUGUAUAAGGAAUACAGAGACUUGACAAGGACUGGAGCAGUUUCACAGAUGUAUGGUGACAUGGCGGGUCGUCAUCGUGCCCGUGCCAGUUGUAUUCAGAUCAUCCGUGUGGCUGAGUUGAGUGACAGUGACUGCAAGAAGUCUAAAGUUACACAGAUGCACGGGAAGAAGCUCAAGUUCCCAAUCCUUAAACCAAUGCCACACGUUGAAAGAAAGGAUAGGAAACUCUUUUCAACCAAGAGGCCGUCACUAUCACUUUAA
Molecule: messenger RNA, 567 nt
Organism: Theileria annulata
Lineage: Eukaryota; Apicomplexa; Aconoidasida; Piroplasmida; Theileriidae
Product: 60S ribosomal subunit protein L18, putative
Exons: 1
Coding region: 1-567 (188 amino acids)
Biological process (GO): translation
Cellular component (GO): ribosome; cytosolic large ribosomal subunit
Molecular function (GO): structural constituent of ribosome
Source: RefSeq, a predicted model, not a curated record